Messenger RNA from Leguminivora glycinivorella, 1991 nucleotides. RefSeq names its product seminal metalloprotease 1-like. Gene Ontology annotation, biological process: proteolysis. The coding region runs from base 876 to 1679 and encodes 267 amino acids. The record is from RefSeq and is a predicted model, not a curated record. Gene Ontology annotation, molecular function: metalloendopeptidase activity; zinc ion binding. The transcript is spliced from 6 exons. Lineage: Eukaryota; Metazoa; Arthropoda; Insecta; Lepidoptera; Tortricidae.
CAGCCCUGUAUAUAUACGGCUAUAUAAAUACUUAAGACUUUUCUUAGGUUCUAAUAUUUAAAACGUAUCCGCUUAGUGCAUGGUGUUGAAAAUCACUUAGUUGGAGCACUCUGAGCAGCUAAGCGAACUGGAUUUAGAAAACCGUAGUAAGUACUACGUAGGUAAUUUCGUCGUUUGCUUAGCAAUGUACCCUGCAUGCGCCGUCAGUAAAAAAAAACUGGAUUACAAUAAUAGACAGUUAAUGCAUUCAGUAAGUAGCUACCUACUUGUACUUUGGAUGACUCCUUUAAUGUAAUAAGUACAUAAAUAUGUAGGUACACAUUUAUUUUGUGUUUAAGUAUCUUGCUUAACCUAUUUGCAUAAAUGUUUCACCCUAAAUAGCAAAAUACCUAGUUCACAUAUGUAUCAGUUUAAAGUAGCUCUUAUAUAUUACGUGGAACACGUACUAGACACUUGUAAAAUUAGCACUUAAACUCACUCAAGGAUAUCGUUUGUCCUGUUAUCGGAUUUAUCUUAUUUUGGAGGACGAGUGUUUGGAUGUCAUUGGCAUUUCAAACAAAUGCAAAAGGACGGCUUAUCGGCAAUUUGUGAAACAAAGGCCCUUCAGCGGGGGUUAAUCGGUUUUCCGAAUCCCCGCGGCGCACAUUGUUGGAGUAGUACUAGAUAACUCGAGUGUUGAAAUAAAACCACUCGAUUUCGAAACUAGACAUACUUAACGAUUGUUUAUAUCUAAUUAGGCGAUCUACUGUCUUAUCCCAUUACAAGUAGCAUCCACGUCCAUAAAAAGCCCUGGAGAAAAGAUGCGUAGCGCAGUUUGGUUGAUAGCGUUACGUUAGUUACUUGUUUUCAGUAGAAGUUGUGCCUACCCGCUGAAAAUGAAACGGUUUAUGGUUGCAGGCUUACUAAUAGUCGUAGCGAAUGCUGCACCUCUACAGGAGAAUAUCAAUAAUGGAGAAGAAUUCGGCGAGCACUUCGAAGGUGAUAUGGUGCUGCUUCCUUGGCAGCAGCGGGCGGUGUCGACGGCCAUCGACGCCCGCAACGGCCUGCGGGGUGCCGCCAAGCGGUGGCCGGAUCGCACCGUAGUCUACCAUAUAGAGGAGGAUGACUUUGAUGAAGACCAAGUGAAAUUGAUCGAAGAAGGCAUGGCCGACAUAGCAAGCAAGUCUUGCAUAAAGUUCCGUCCCAGGAAAAAGGAGGAUGAACACUCAGUUGUUAUACAGGGGUCAGCGAAUGGAUGCUUCUCUAACGUAGGCUUCAGCAGCCAGGACGACGAAGGUGAAAUCAGCCAAGUGCUUAAUCUUUCGAAAGGAUGCUUCAGGCACGGAACCGUGGUACAUGAGAUGCUUCAUACGCUUGGGUUCUACCAUAUGCAGAGCACCUACGACAGGGACGAAUUUGUCAAAAUCGUUUGGGAAAAUAUAAGGGCAGGUACAGAGCAUAAUUUUGCAAAAUACACGAAUGAUACAGUAACUGAUUUCGGUGUGCCAUACGACUUUGAAAGUGUAAUGCAUUAUCCUGAAACUGCAUUCUCCAAAAAUGGAAACAAGACGAUCAUACCACUACAGGAGAACGUCAAAAUUGGGCAACGGGAAGGAUUGUCAGAAAGUGAUAUCCUGAAAUUGAAGAAAAUGUACUGCGAGGAGUCGGAUUCGUUAAAAAUUACACAUCGUGCCAAAUAAAAAAACUUUACAUUAUAUGAAGCACAACUCGAGUCUUCAACAUCUUGUAAUGAAGUGGAAAUCUGAAAGUGCAUUUUCUACUAAGUACGUGUAAUUGAUAUCAUCUAUGUUAACCUUGUCAUAAUUUCAUUAAGGAUCAUUAAAUUUAUCUAGUUACAUAUAUGUACCUAUAAAUUAUAUUUACAUAAUCUGAUAAACUUAUUUCUUCAUAAUUAUUGCCUAAUUAUAAUAGCUUAGUUAUUAUGCUGACGCUGUAGUUUAUGACUUUUACGAAAUUUGUGGUCCCAGAUAGUAUUUAAGGUAAUUAAUUAA